GAGACCACAGGCCCCGGGGACAGGCGGAGGGGGGCACUGGCCUGGGCUGGCAGAGCUGAGCGUGGGAGUGUUUGCGCGUGAGAUCUAGGGCUGCUCCCGUGCUCCGUGCGGACCCCGCCAGCCCCAGCCCAGGUCGCCGCAGCCCAGGAACCUCCCGGCCGGUGCCCCAAGGCACGCGCGGCACAGCCAUGAACACCAACGAUGCCAAGGAGUAUCUGGCCCGGAGGGAAAUCCCUCAGCUUUUCGAGAGCCUUCUGAAUGGACUGAUGUGUUCUAAGCCAGAAGACCCCAUAGAGUACUUGGAAAGUUGUUUACAGAAAGUCAAGGAAUUAGGCGGCUGUGACAAAGUGAAGUGGGAUACAUUUGUCAGCCAGGAAAAGAAGACCUUACCUCCUCUCAAUGGAGGACAAUCACGGAGAUCCUUUCUAAGAAAUGUAAUGCCUGAAAAUUCAAACUUUCCAUAUCGGCGGUACGAUCGGCUCCCUCCAAUCCAUCAAUUCUCCAUAGAAAGUGAUACGGACCUCUCCGAGACUGCAGAGUUAAUUGAGGAGUAUGAGGUUUUUGAUCCUACUAGACCUCGACCCAAAAUCAUUCUUGUCAUAGGUGGUCCGGGAAGUGGAAAGGGUACUCAAAGUUUGAAAAUCGCAGAACGUUACGGAUUCCAAUACAUUUCGGUGGGAGAAUUAUUAAGAAAGAAGAUCCACAGUACAAGCAGCAAUAGAAAAUGGAGUCUUAUUGCCAAAAUAAUUACAACUGGAGAAUUGGCCCCACAGGAAACAACAAUUACAGAGAUAAAACAGAAAUUGAUGCAAAUACCUGAUGAAGAGGGCAUUGUUAUCGAUGGCUUUCCAAGAGAUGUUGCCCAGGCUCUGUCUUUUGAGGAUCAAAUCUGUACUCCCGACUUGGUGGUGUUCUUGGCUUGUGCUAAUCAGAGGCUCAAAGAAAGAUUACUGAAGCGCGCAGAGCAACAGGGGCGGCCUGAUGACAAUCUGAAAGCUACCCAAAGGAGACUAAUGAACUUCAAGCAGAACGCUGCUCCGUUGGUCAAAUACUUCCAGGAAAAGGGGCUCAUCAUGACAUUUGACGCUGACCGAGACGAGGAUGAGGUGUUCUAUGACAUCAGCAUGGCAGUUGACAGCAAGUUAUUUCCAAACAAAGAAGCUGCGGCAGGUUCGAGUGACCUUGAUCCUUCAAUGAUGUUGGACACUGGAGAGACCAUUGAUACAGGGUCUGACUAUGAAGAUCAGGGUGAUGACCAGUUAAAUGUAUUUGGAGAGGACACCAUGGGAGGUUUCAUGGAAGAUUUGAGAAAGCGUAAAAUUAUUUUCAUGAUUGGUGGCCCAGGCUCUGGCAAAGGCACACAGUGUGGAAAGCUGGUGGAAAAAUAUGGAUUGACACAUCUCUCGACUGGUGACCUCCUGCGUAAUGAGCUGUCGUCAGAAUCUGAAAGAAGCAAACUGAUCAGAGACAUCAUGGAACGUGGCGACCUGGUGCCCUCAGGCAUCAUUCUGGAGCUCCUGAAGGAGGCCAUGUUGGCCAGCCUCAGCGACACCAAGGGCUUCCUGAUUGACGGCUAUCCCCAAGAAGUGAAGCAAGGGGAAGAGUUCGGACGUAGGAUCAGAGACCCGCACUUGGUGAUCUGUAUGGACUGCUCAGCAGACACCAUGACCAACCGCCUUCUCCAGAGGAGCCAGGGCAGCCCUUGCGUGGAAGACACCAGCACCAUCGCCAAGCGCCUUGAAGCCUACUACCGAGCGUCCAUCCCUGUGAUCGCCUACUAUGAGACGAAAACACAGCUACACAAGGUAAAUGCAGAGGGGACGCCAGAGGAAGUUUUUCUUCAACUCUGCACAGCUAUUGACUCUAUUUUCUGA
Enhydra lutris kenyoni (northern sea otter) is the source of this 1874-nucleotide messenger RNA. RefSeq names its product adenylate kinase 5. Gene Ontology annotation, molecular function: AMP kinase activity; ATP binding; nucleoside diphosphate kinase activity. The record is from RefSeq and is a predicted model, not a curated record. The transcript is spliced from 14 exons. Gene Ontology annotation, biological process: ATP metabolic process; nucleoside triphosphate biosynthetic process. Lineage: Eukaryota; Metazoa; Chordata; Mammalia; Carnivora; Mustelidae. Gene Ontology annotation, cellular component: cytoplasm; cytosol. The coding region runs from base 189 to 1874 and encodes 561 amino acids.